This is a messenger RNA of Amoebophrya sp. A25, 1487 nucleotides long. The record is from the annotation of a GenBank genome assembly. NCBI's taxonomy places the organism in Eukaryota, Dinophyceae, Syndiniales, Amoebophryaceae.
AAGAGAUACCGUCAUUCGCUUCUGCUCUUAAUUGUCAGCACCGUAGGAAAAGAACGGGAGCACACAGAAAAACAAGAUGCGUUUGCGGGUGGUAUUUGCUGAGCGUGCUGCGGCGUAUAUCGCGGGCCUCAUCGAAAAGCUGUUUGUUGUUCCCAACGGCUUCGACACCUUGAUGGUGACGUUCGAGCCGCAGAGGAUCUUUCUUGUUCUCGCAGAGAAAAAGGACGAGAUGUUUUACGUAGAGCUGCAGGCCAAGCACCUGGUGACAACCUAUAAAUGCAUUUCGGCUGACGAAGAUAACCGAAUCAUUAUCACGGUCCCUGCGUUCAACCUUGCCAAUACGCUACGCCCGUCGCUGGGCCAGGACGGGAAACCGGCUCGCGAGCACGUGGAACUGCGUCUCACUAAAGAUGCAGACAAAGGCAAUCUACCGGCUUUAAUGGUAUAAGUACUUACUUUCUUCGGCUCUUGAUAAUUUUUGGGUACUAGAGCGACGACCGCCUGGUAAGGAAACGUGAUUUUUUUUUCGGAAACAGACUUGACUGUUCAGAAAACAUGAACAAAACAUUUCUACAGCUCUUAACCGCAACCUCGUGUUUGUUACAUUAGAAGUGUGAUCGUACUAUUCAUAGAAGCAUAGGUAAUGAACUCCAGACGUGCUAUCCCAUACUAUCGUAUCCUAGCACACUUAUUCUUGAUGAAGCAUCACCAACUCCAAUGAUGCGAGACCCCAUCACUUCCUGCUCUGCAGAUCCAGAAAACAGUGGUGAGCACCGGCAUGCGCCCGAAGACGCUGCUACCGUGUCGGGUGGUGCAGAAUGUGGAAGAAGUGGUUACGCUGCCAGAUUCCGAACACCCGGAACAUUAAGGCAAUAUCACCACUAAUAAGUCAUCUUCGUGAAUAGUAAUCAAUUUCGGCAUGAAGAGGAAUUACACUUGGUAGUGUAAUCCAGAAGAUCCUCCUCUCGUGGGAAAAGAAACUACAGAUGUGCACUAGGCGCACUAGGAAGAUGAAUCGUGGAUAACUCUAAGAACGCGUCGACGUGUGUUUCAACUCGAUUCCGGAACUGAGAAAUGUCCUGGACAAAUUCGGCAAGCUCGGCGUCGACAAAGUCGACAUUCUCGUGAAGAAGGAUGCCGAGGAAGCUCGAGUGGUUGUCACAGCAAUUAUGGGCGGGGCGGCCUUCGGAGGGGAUCUACAGGAAGAAGGGGGUAACGCGCCGGGUAGAAACCUUCGGCGAGGACAGGCCGCUUUGAGUCACAACCCGCACAUGCAGGCGGGAGGUAUGGAGUUGAGUGCCUUUUUCCGGUUUGCGCACAACGACGAUGCGCAAGCGCGGAAGCAGUGCCGCGUGAUCCUCAAGCUGAAGACAAUCCUGGCGCAACUUGCACGAUUGGAAAAAAUGCCCGGAGAGCACAAAAAUAUCAUACUGAAAGUUAGUCCAAGAGACAUGAUCGUCUACACCUUGCUGGAGGACAGUGUUGGU